This is a messenger RNA of Menidia menidia (Atlantic silverside), 732 nucleotides long. The record is from the annotation of a GenBank genome assembly. Lineage: Eukaryota; Metazoa; Chordata; Actinopteri; Atheriniformes; Atherinopsidae.
CUGCCCCGGAUCCUUAUCGUCCUCACUCCUGACCCGCGGAUCCUCGAUCAUGUGCCCAGGCGUUUCCACGCCAACGGGGUUUGCGCUGUGUCAUGGAAGGUUUCCCAUCGAGUUGGACGCUCUCGGGAUGGGGAUCUGCGAGAAAGCUGCUUCCCCCGCUCCGCUAGCAUCCUAAGGACUACCGCGCGCACCAGUCGGAGGAUGUCGGCCUCCCUAGGUCCUCGAUGGAUGCGUGUCCCGCCCGGCUUUUUGCUCGGGAUGGGGCUAGCGUGCCUCUGCGUGGGAGCUAUCGGAGCCCAGCAGCAUCCCGUGGUCACCACCAACUACGGCAAGCUGAGGGGCGUCAAAGUAACCUUACCGAAUGAGAUCCUAGGACCGGUGGAGCAGUAUCUGGGAAUCCCGUACGCGCUGGCCCCCACGGGGGAGCGCAGGUUCCAGCCCCCCGAGCCGCCCAUGUCCUGGCCGGGGAUAAGGAACGCUACCCACUUUGCCCCGGUGUGUCCCCAGUUCCUGGAGGACCGCUUUUUGCUCAACGACAUGCUCCCCGUGUGGUUCACCGCCAACCUGGAUACGGUGGUGACCUACGUGCAGGAGCAGAGCGAGGACUGCCUGUACCUGAACAUCUACGUCCCCACAGAGGACGGAUUCCAGCGGAACGUCAAAAUACCCAGAAAGGCGGGGUUCUGGUGCCUGAUAUACCCCGCGCUGGCUCCGGUUAGCUUACUAAGCUAG